Molecule: messenger RNA, 1469 nt
Organism: Dissoconium aciculare CBS 342.82
Lineage: Eukaryota; Fungi; Ascomycota; Dothideomycetes; Mycosphaerellales; Dissoconiaceae
Exons: 1
Coding region: 376-1299 (307 amino acids)
Source: RefSeq, a predicted model, not a curated record
CUCCGUCUCUCUGUCGCGUCUGUUUUGAACAACAUCAUGCACUCUUCAUAUUUCACGUGCGUGCGCUCUUAGUCUACGACAUCGAGGUUGAGCCUACUGCCGAAGUUGGCUACCUUCCUACAAGAAUGCGAAACUCAUCAUGAGUCAUCCCAUGAAGGAAGUUGUUUCGAAGGGUCCAUGCGAUCUCGAGGUGAUCAAUGAGCAACACUAGCAAUCCUGAACGAAUCGGAAGCAUUACGGUCGAGUCGAAGGAUGCACCAUCUGAUCCUCACGAUCAUAGCGAUCGUUCCAGUGAUUAGUAUGGCGGCUCGCCGUUAUAGCCUAUUCAGAGCUCACCAACAAGCCGCUUAGCAAUGAUGUGGAUCCGUAUGGCUCAUGCCAGAUGGCCCAUGCCAGACUGCCAGCCGUGAGAAACACUUCAAGAUUAUUACUUCAUGUGUCUGUCAUUAUGUUCAGAUGAUCGUCAUAUUCAAACCUGGAAACCUUCAGCGUAAUCCGGUCGGUCCGAGUGCCUGCUGUCGGGCGGCCCGCGCGGGCGUGGGCGAACAAUAUAUGUCACCGCCACAACAACUUGAGAUAUCCAGGAACAUAGAAACUACGCUUUCUCCCUCUCUCUCUCUCCCUCACGUUUUUCCUGAUAUCACCAACACAAAUUCCGAAUAUCAUGCACUGGAUUCUCAGGCGUCGGCGGAUUGCCAAGCUGCAAAUGUCCUUCGUCUGCUUACGUUCGUAAGUCUGACAUCUUGGCAAUUGCUCUCAGUAAUCGUAGAUUAUGCUGUCAUCGGGGAGAAGACGUCCAUCUCAACGUGUCGUUGGCUAUUUGCAUCAUAUGGGGCAGAUGAUGUUCAAUCGACACGCGUCACUGGCCUGAUUGGAAAUGCGUGCCGAGGCCGGGAAAAAGCUUGUGCAGAUGAUUGUCGUGCUUGGCAUCGUUCGGGCUCACGAUACUGUACUGGAAAUGUUUCCCCACGAGGAAAUUUGCGUAAGAAUAAAAGCACAUCGGCGGCCGGUCACGCGAUAUAUUAUCCAUAUAUUCACAUUUUGCUGUCACUCCAGAAAGGGCCACUAGCAUCACCGACCUUGUCAAAUUUGCGUUAUUACUUUCAACCGUGGCUUCGUUGGGAUAAUGUCAGUACGAUAUUUUACUUAGGUAGUUACGAUUCCAAGCUUAUUCUCUCCAUUGUGCGUCAUUUAUGUUGUUGUGCAGCAACCGCAAGCACCAGCCGCAGGAACCCCGACCUUUCCUUUCUGCAAAUCCACCUGCAGGGAUGGGGGUGGACAGACCCCACAGUUGCCUAAUCUCACUACAGCGAAUCUUCAAACAAGGUUGGGAGACUCGGAGAGCCAACGAUCGCACAAUUUUUCAAUAUGGCUUCAGCAAUUACUUCUAAAUUGCAGCACCUAUGGGACGCUGCCGUUGAGAUCUCGGCUUGAGGGACUGCGAAGGAGACGUGGGCCCAACUUGGCAA